AUGUUAAUUAAACCAUUGUGUCUUGUUAUUUGUUUAGUCGCUUCAGUUCGCGGACAAACAAGUUUCAGUAUUCCGAUUCCCAAUUUUCUUGCGGGAUUCUUUGGAGGAGGGACAGCAGCUACAUCAAGCGCAAACGCGGCAGCAGGCAGCGGCACAGGAUCGGGAACCGGAACGGGAUCAAGUUCAUCUAAUAACAAUAAUUUAGACGAUUACAUCGCCCAAAGUCUGUAUUACAGCAGCGGACUUCAGUACAUCGACGCACUACGGCAGCAACGGGAGCAGAACUAUUUAAAUUACCUCUUGGCAUUGACACUUGCCAAUGGUCAAUUUACCACACCAGCUCCAACAUCUUCGACGACAUCAACAGCUGUAACGCCAACGACCUCCACCGCUAUUCCCACAACGACUGGACCAUCGACCACAUCAACCGCCGUUGCACCCACUGCAUCUGACACCACAUCAACCGCAGUGGCACCCACCGCUUCCGACACCACUUCAACCGCUGUGGCACCCACCGCAUCUGACAACACAUCGACUGCUGUGGCACCCGCUGGCGGUGACACCACUUCAACCGCUGUGGCACCAGCUGGCGGUGAUACUACAUCAACCGCUGUAGCACCUGCUGGCGGUGACACCACAUCGACUGCUGUGGCACCUUCUGACUCGGACGGUACAUCAACCGCUGUGGCACCGGCUAGGUUUGGAUCAUAUGCGUCCGACUUUACCACAUCCAAGCCCCUUCAUUAUGAUCAAAAUCAGUUUUACUAUUGGAACGGCCAGAACCUGAUGAAACAAGGCAUUCCUCCGGCAGGUUCCUACAUCUACAUACCAUACGAUCCUCUUGGCCAAUUCCAAGCACAGCUUAGAGCUAAUUAUCGUAAUAUACCAAGGAAAUAG
Drosophila willistoni is the source of this 897-nucleotide messenger RNA. Its product is annotated as cell wall protein TIR4. Lineage: Eukaryota; Metazoa; Arthropoda; Insecta; Diptera; Drosophilidae. The transcript has a single exon. The record is from RefSeq and is a predicted model, not a curated record. The coding region runs from base 1 to 897 and encodes 298 amino acids.